UUCUCCUCUAACCGGAGGCAUCCGCUGAGCUCCCGACCAUGCCCGAGCCCGCCAAGUCCGCGCCCGCCCCGAAGAAGGGCUCCAAGAAGGCGGUGACCAAGGCGCAGAAGAAGGACGGCAAGAAGCGCAAGCGCAGCCGCAAGGAGAGCUACUCGGUGUACGUGUACAAGGUGCUCAAGCAGGUGCACCCCGACACCGGCAUCUCGUCCAAGGCCAUGGGCAUCAUGAACUCGUUCGUCAACGACAUCUUCGAGCGCAUCGCGGGCGAGGCGUCGCGCCUGGCGCAUUACAACAAGCGCUCGACCAUCACGUCCCGCGAGAUCCAGACGGCCGUGCGCCUGCUGCUGCCCGGCGAGCUGGCCAAGCACGCCGUGUCCGAGGGCACCAAGGCCGUCACCAAGUACACCAGCUCCAAGUAGACGCGCGAGCACGCGGCCUCACUCCUGACCCAAAGGCUCUUUUCAGAGCCACCCACGCCUUCCCGUAAAGAGCUGUGCGCCGGCCAGUCCUGGGGCUGAGCCUUGGGCCCGACGUUCCAGAGGUCGUCCCCGGCCCCUCAUGUCCCCUCCAUUGGCAGCCCUGCCGCGCGCUCGGGCCCGGGGAGUGUAACCCAAUGGGGCUGAGACGCAGCGCGUGCUCACCUCUUGCCAUUGCCCCGUCGGCUGGAGGCGCAGCUCCCCGCGCGGCUUCUACCUGGGCCGCGGCGCCUCGGGUCCCGGAAUAAACGUCAUCACUGGGCGCCGAAGGCCUCGCCAGCGUUUGAAAAGCCCGCGCUGGACCGGCGUGUGUGGGUGGGGGAGCGCCUCUAGGUGUCGCUGCGGCGCUAAUUCCUCCCCCCCACCCCGCCGGGCCUGGGCGUUAGGGACUCGCCCGGCGCUGUCUCUCGGGGUCUUUAGAGACAUGUUGGGCGCCUGCAGCGCCCCGGGGAGAGCAGUGGUUACGGCACCUGCUUCGACCUCCUUGAUGUUUUUAGGAGGCGCUUAAGAGUUAGGUGUGUGUUUUGGUUUUAACGGCAAAGCACACAAUCCCUUCCGCACUUACGCCUCGUCUCACAGACCAGACCUGCAGCACAAUUCCCAGGACGCGGUCUCCACCAGGUUCCUUGUCUGCAGCCUCCAGCGCGCCCUCUCGCACCGUCACUUUCCAGUUCCCAUCCGGUCUCCAGGUCCUGGUCAGGAGAGGGGCCCGGGCCAGUCUGGACGUGGAGGGGAAGUAGUAAGUAAUGUGGGAAUAGAAAAUGCUUUUCUAUGCCUUUCUUUAAAGUAUACAUACAUACACCUUACGUGAGGCAAACCGGGCACGUAUGCCGGGUUCAACGUCCAUGCGCUGGGCACUCGGGUCUGGAAGCCUACGGCCUGUGAACCAGUGAAGCUGAGCAGACUGCAACCCACAGGAAACACCGCGACUUCCCUUCCCUCAUUUACCUGGAAACCGCAGAGGGUUACUUCUGGGAGUGACAUAGGGGCAGGACACCCCACAUUAAAGCAGUAAGAGGUGGCAUCGCUGUCCUUUGAGAAACACUCCUUCGUAUACACGCUUCCCUGCCACCACUUACUCUCAAAACGGCGAAGUAGCACUGCCUCUGGGUCAGUGGGCCGGGUUCCAGCCAUCAGACAGAGGGUCUGGGUUUGACCCCUGGAAAGGGCGUAC
Molecule: messenger RNA, 1650 nt
Organism: Myotis myotis
Lineage: Eukaryota; Metazoa; Chordata; Mammalia; Chiroptera; Vespertilionidae
Product: histone H2B type 1-C/E/F/G/I
Exons: 1
Coding region: 39-419 (126 amino acids)
Cellular component (GO): nucleosome
Molecular function (GO): protein heterodimerization activity; structural constituent of chromatin; DNA binding
Source: RefSeq, a predicted model, not a curated record